AUGAAAUACGGUUGGCUCAACAACAUCAAGAACUCCAUCCACUACAGCAAGGACAACAACACGAACUACAACAGGCCCUACCACAAGAAGUUCAACACGUUCCUCAGUGUCCACAACAACAACCAAAACUACAACAGUUGGCUCAACAACAUCAAGAACUCCAUCCACUACAGCAAGGACAACAACACGAACUACAACAGGCCCUACCACAAGAAGUUCAACACGUUCCUCAGUGUCCACAACAACAACCAAAACUACAACAGUUGGCUCAACAACAUCAAGAACUCCAUCAACCACAGCAAGAACAACAACACGAACUACAACGGGCUCUACCACAAAAAGUUCAACAACACGUGUCUCGGUGUCCACAACAACAACCAAAACUACAACAGACAACAACACGAACUACAACGGGCCCUACCACAAGAAGUUCAACAACAACAACAAUUACAACUCCAACAACACCUGCUUCAAGGACAACAACACGAACUACAACAGGCCCUACCACAAGAAGUUCAACACGUUCCUCAGUGUCCACAACAACAACCAAAACUACAACAGUUGGCUCAACAACAUCAAGAACUCCAUCAACCACAGCAAGAACAACAACACGAACUACAACGGGCUCUACCACAAAAAGUUCAACAACACGUGUCUCGGUGUCCACAACAACAACCAAAACUACAACAGUUAGCUCAACAACAUCAAGAACUCCAUCAACCACUCCAUCAACCACAUCAAGGACAACAACACGAACUACAACGGGCCCUACCACAAGAAGUUCAACACCUUUUUCAGUGUCCACAAGAACAACCAAAACUACAACAGUUGGCUCAACAACAUCAAGAACUCCAUUCACUACAGCAAGGACAACAACACGAACUACAACAAGCCCUACCACAAGAAGUUCAACAACACGUGUCUCAGGGUCCACAACAACCAAAACUACAAUAGUUAGCUCAACAUCAAGACCUCCAUCAACCACAGCAAAGACAACAACACGAACUACAACGGGCCCUACCACAAGAAGUUCAACACCUUUUUCAGUG
Messenger RNA from Colossoma macropomum (tambaqui), 1049 nucleotides. Its product is annotated as putative mediator of RNA polymerase II transcription subunit 26. The coding region runs from base 1 to 954 and encodes 317 amino acids. The transcript is spliced from 4 exons. NCBI's taxonomy places the organism in Eukaryota, Metazoa, Chordata, Actinopteri, Characiformes, Serrasalmidae. The record is from RefSeq and is a predicted model, not a curated record.